GGUAUAGGGAGCUUAACUUUGUUAUCGCAACCAACUAAAGUGAAAAUACGACAAAAAAUCACAAAAUGUACGCGGCAAUAUUGGCUUAUUCUAUCAUUGGGCACUUGUCAUACUUUACGGCAAAAGGCGAGCAAGUCGUAUUCCUUGCCUCAAACGGCGCAACCCGAGGAAGUGCAAAGAGUUUAGGACGAUUUCGCCAACACGUAGAUACAUAUUUGGACGUUUCGGCAAAGUUAACUCUCUUGGCGGAAAGACAAGGUGGUUGUGUUCUGGCAUGCUUACGAAAUGCCUCCUGUUUUUCUUUGAACAUGGCAAAACGACCGGAUAGCAAUUCGAAGUAUGCAUGUGAGGUACUAGGAACCGACAUGUAUAACUCACCGAGCAAAAUACAGAACAACAACAAAUGGAUUCACUACAGUAUUGAUACCCAAUGCUUUACCAACCCUUGCUUGAAUGGAGGAACCUGCCAACCGAUUUACCAAGACAACAAUUACAUGUGCACGUGCAUCCUUGGAUACAUAGGAAGGCAUUGCGAUGUCUGCAUUCCUCCAUUGGGUAUGGACUACAGAAAUAAGAUAAUCGCCGACUCUCAAAUCACAGCAUCAACCUCUAGUUAUUACUGGUCUCCUUUUUACGGUCGUUUACACCAAGUUCACAUCGGCGGAGUAACAUAUGGUGCUUGGAGUCCACACACAUCUCAAGUCGGCGAAUACCUACAGGUUGAUUUGCUGAGAAUGAUGCAGAUCAACAAAGUGGCGACCCAGGGGCAACCUACUCAAAGUAUCGAUGGUACGCAAAAGGAGCCCAAUAUGAAUAACUGGGUUACGCGCUACGGACUGAGCUACAGCUCGGAUGGACUCACCUGGACUUCCUACCCGCACGAAUUCAAUGGCAAUUCUGACCGUGUCACCGUGGUGUCACACAUUCUUUCGGUCACCAUCCCGGCCAGGUUCAUCCGGGUUUUGCCGAAGAACUGGCAUGGCAUAAUCGCCCUAAGGGUUGAGCUGUUUGGGUGUGCUCUCCACCAAUAGUUUAUUUUAUUCAGUUUCCAGUAAUGCUAAUGCUUAAAAAAUACCAUUGCCCUUUCGUUCAGCAAGUUUGCACUUGACACUUCGAUGUGGCCAACAAAGUUUAAGAAAAGCAAGGCA
Molecule: messenger RNA, 1148 nt
Organism: Nematostella vectensis (starlet sea anemone)
Lineage: Eukaryota; Metazoa; Cnidaria; Anthozoa; Actiniaria; Edwardsiidae
Product: lactadherin
Exons: 4
Coding region: 66-1031 (321 amino acids)
Source: RefSeq, a predicted model, not a curated record